GUUUGUUAUUCUUCAAUAAAGAGACACAGACUGAAAAACAGAGGAUCAGAUUCACCUUCAGACCAAACCAACAACUUCCUCUGAGUGAGUCCAGCUACAGGAGAGAGACGUGGGAAACUACAACACUGCUGCUUCAACCUGCUGAAACUCCACACUGAAGCUUCACUCACAGACUAAAUGGCUUCCAGGUCAGAGGAGGAUUUCUGCUGUCCUGUCUGUCAUGACGUUUUUAGAGAUCCUGUUGUUCUGUCAUGUAGCCACAGCUUCUGUAAAGACUGUCUGAAGAGCUGGUGGAGAGAGAGACCAACACGUGAGUGUCCAGUUUGUAAGAGAAGAUCUUCAAAGGAUUAUCCACCUUCAAACCUGGCUUUAAAGAACCUGUGUGAUGCCUUCAAACAGGACAGAGAUCAGAGAUCUCCAGAGUCUCUCUGCAGUCUGCACUCUGAGAGACUCAAACUCUUCUGUCUGGACCAUCAGCAGCCAGUUUGUCUCGUCUGCAGAGAUUCAGAAAAACACACCAACCACAGAUUCAGACCCAUCGAUGAAGCUGCUCGACAACACAAGGAGGAACUUCAGGAAACUCUGGAGCCUUUAAAGAAGAAGUUAAAGGGUUGUGAACAAGUUAAAGAGGAGUUUGAUCAAACAGCAGAACACAUUAAGGUCCAGGCCCAACACACAGAGAGGCAGAUUAAGGAGCAGUUUAAGAAGCUUCACCAGUUUCUAGAGGAGGAAGAGGAGGCCAGGAUCACUGCUCUGAGGGAGGAAGAGGAGCAGAAGAGUCAGAUGAUGAAGGAGAAGAUGGAGGCUCUGAGCAGAGAGAUAGCAGCUCUGUCACACACAGUCAGAGCCACAGAGGACGAGCUGAGAGCUGAAGACGUCUCAUUCCUGCAGAACUACAAGGUUACAGUGGAAAGAGUCCAGCAGCGCCCCCUGCUGGAUGAUCCACAGCUGGACUCAGGAGCUCUGAUAGACCAGGCCAAACAUCUGGGCAACCUGACCUUCAACAUCUGGAACAAGAUGAAGGACAUGGUCUGCUACACUCCUGUGGUUCUGGAUCCAAACACUGCUCAUCCAGACCUCAUCCUGUCUGAGGAUCUGACCAGUGUGAGACGAGGACAGAGACAGAAGCUUCCUGACAAUCCAGAGAGGUUUGAUAACUAUCGCUGGGUGCUGGGAUCUGAAGGUUUUAACUCAGGGACUCACAGCUGGGACGUCGAGGUUGGAGACAAUAUCAACUGGUCACUGGGUUUGUUAGAAGAGUCUGUUCAGAGGAAGAGACAGACACAGUCUGGAUUCUGGAGAAUAGGUUUCUAUGAAGGUAAAUACUCAGUACAUGCACCACCAGCCUCUGCCAUUGAUCUGUCGGUGCAGAAGAAGCUCCAGAGGAUCAGAGUGAAUCUGGACUGGAACAGAGGAAGAAUGUCAUUCUCUGAUCCUGAUACUAACACACACAUACACACCUUCAUACACACUUUCACUGAGAAGCUAUUUCCAUACAUUAGAACUAUUGAUGAACCGAAGAUCUUCCCACUGAAGAGCUCACCACUGAAGGUCUCUGUGAGAUUGCAACAGAGCAGUUAGAGAUAAAGAGGAUGAUCAUAUUUACAAUGUUGUUGUUUGUUGCUUUUUUAUAUCUAUUCAGAACUUUUUAACGUGUGAAUUUAUUUUACACUUACUGUAGCUUACUCUUUUAUGUUUGGUUUAUUUAUCCUUUCUUUCACUUCCUAUCCUGAUCUACAUUUACGUUUCUAUAUUCUCACUCCAUCAGUAUUUAACUGAAUUAAUGAAUGAGCAUUGUUCAUCUAGAUUGGAUCACAUGUCACAGAAUAACACAAUAUAUUAAUAACAACUGUAGGCAACUGACACGUAUGUUCCAACGAAAAAUAAAAAAGUCUUAGUUUCUUUAAGAUAUAUUUCCCAAUGCCCAUUUUUUCCUUCAUACUACAAAAAACAAAAUCUUUAAUCAACCCAGUAUUGAAUG
Molecule: messenger RNA, 1981 nt
Organism: Seriola aureovittata
Lineage: Eukaryota; Metazoa; Chordata; Actinopteri; Carangiformes; Carangidae
Product: nuclear factor 7, ovary-like
Exons: 2
Coding region: 178-1581 (467 amino acids)
Molecular function (GO): zinc ion binding; protein binding
Source: RefSeq, a predicted model, not a curated record